GGAGUGGGGGCAGGGAAGCUUUCGUAGAAAGCCAUCGAAGAUGAAGCACCACAAAACCAAAGGGGAGUUCAAGGUCAAUGAGCCCAUCUCCACCCGCUUCCUCUGGUGGGAGCUAAAAGAGAGCACAGAGAAAGCACCAGCAUCUCCGACCUGAGCAGCCUUCCUGGGAAGAUGCAGCCUCUCCUGCUCCUGCUGGCCUUUUUCCUGCCUUCUAGGGCAAAGGCAGGGGAGAUCAUCGGGGGACAUGAGGCCAAGCCCCACUCCCGGCCCUACAUGGCAUAUCUGUGGAUCCAGAAUAGGGAGGUGUGCAGUAAGUGUGGUGGGUUCCUGAUACAAGAGAAGUUCGUGCUGACAGCCGCUCACUGCUGGGGAAGCUCCAUCAACAUCACCCUGGGGGCCCACAACAUCAAGAAGCAGGAGAAGACCCAGCAGAUCAUCCCCGUGAGAAGAGCCAUCCCCCACCCAGACUAUAAUCCAAAGAACUACUCCAACGACAUCAUGUUACUGCAGCUGGUGAAAAAGGCCAAGCUGACUGCAGCUGUGAGGCCCCUGGGCCUGCCCAAAGGCAAGGACAGGGUGAGGCUGGGACAGGUGUGCAGUGUGGCCGGCUGGGGACAGAUGGCCACGGGAAGAUACCCAGACACACUGCAGGAGGUAGAGCUGAUCAUGCAGGAGGAUCAGGAGUGCAAAUCCCGCUUCCCCAAUUAUUACAACCACAAAACUCAGCUCUGUGUGGGAGACCCAAAGGAAAAGAAGUCUUCCUUUCAGGGGGACUCUGGGGGCCCUCUCCUGUGUAACAAUGUGGCUCAGGGCAUCGUCUCCUAUGGACCAAAAGAUGGGGCACCUCCACGGGCCUACACUAAAGUCACAAGUUUCCUGCCCUGGAUAAAGAAAACGAUGAGAGGCCUCUUCCUGCAGGAACCAGACUAUUUGCUCUGAAGCUGAUCUAGAAUCACACUGGGGAGGGUGGGAGGGAAGGUGCCAGCUGUCAAAUAAAUGUCUCUCAACUGAGUGUGAAGGGCUGGUUUCUUGUGUGUGUUUACUGACCCUCUUUCCCUGGCAUCCACUCUGUGCUUAGAAGGCCAGUGACACA
Molecule: messenger RNA, 1093 nt
Organism: Panthera uncia (snow leopard)
Lineage: Eukaryota; Metazoa; Chordata; Mammalia; Carnivora; Felidae
Product: granzyme B-like
Exons: 5
Coding region: 172-939 (255 amino acids)
Biological process (GO): proteolysis
Cellular component (GO): cytoplasm; intracellular membrane-bounded organelle
Molecular function (GO): serine-type endopeptidase activity
Source: RefSeq, a predicted model, not a curated record